UAUCCAAGGCACUUUAUAGUUUCAAUGGCAGCUCCAGACUUACUGGACCCCAAAUCUGCUACUCAAAACAGCAAGCCCCGCCUCUCCUUCUCAAACAAGCCUGUCACAGUGAGCCCCCGGGAGGAAAGCGAGAUGGUGGCCACGGUGAUGAAGUGGAAGACGGUGUCUGUGAUCUUCUUCCUGGUGGUGUUGUAUCUGGUGAUGGGAGCGCUGGUGUUCAGAGCCCUGGAGCAGCCCCACGAGAGUGCCCAGCGUUUGGCCAUCCUCUCCCAGAAGUUGGAGUUCCUCUCCAGACACCCCUGUGUGAACCACAGCCAGCUGGAGGAACUGGUCAAGCAAGUGGUGACAGCGAUUCGUUCGGGCGUGAACCCUGCAGGAACGCUGACCCAUCAUGCUAGUCUCUGGGACCUGAGCUCAGCCUUCUUCUUUGCCGGGACAGUCAUCACUACUAUCGGGUUCGGGAACAUCUCCCCACAAACAGAGGGCGGGAGAAUCUUUUGCAUUGUGUACGCGCUGCUCGGGAUCCCUCUCUUUGGCUUCCUAUUGGCCGGUGUGGGAGACCAGCUGGGCACCAUAUUUGGCAAGGGGAUCGCUAAAGUGGAGAAGAUGAUUGUGCAGUGGGACAUCAGUCAGACUAAGAUCCGGGUCAUCUCCACGCUGCUCUUCGUCCUGUUUGGCUGUCUGCUGUUCGUGGCGCUGCCGACCGCCGUCUUCAAACACAUCGAGGGCUGGUCCGCGCCCGAGUCCCUCUACUUUGUGGUCAUCACCUUGACGACCAUCGGCUUCGGGGACUUUGUGGCAGGUGGCUCCGAGAUAGAAUACCAAGACUACUACAAACCCGUCGUGUGGUUCUGGAUCCUGGUGGGACUGGCCUACUUUGCCGCCAUCCUCAGCAUGAUAGGAGACUGGCUGCGGGUCAUCUCCAGGAGGACCAAAGAAGAAGUGGUGGAGAUCCGGGCGCACGCGGCCGAGUGGACGGCCAACGUGUCGGCCGAGUUGAAGGAGACGCGGCGGCGCGUCAGCAUCGACAUCUACGACAAGUUCCAGCGCGCCGCCUCCAUCAAGCGCAAGCUGUCCACCGACCUGGGCCUGAGCUCCGCCCCCGAGCUCUGCCUCCCCCGCCGGGGCCUGGCCUCGGGGGGCUACGGCGAGGAGCGGGAGAGGGAGCGGAGCGAGAAGGAGGCCGCCCUGCAGGCGCUCAUGACGCCGCUGACCAGGAAGGGACGCUACUUCAUGAACGGUCUGGACCCCGAGCUGGGAGACAUCUCCAUCAUCGAGCAGCUAUGAGUAGACAUGUUUUUAAUCACGGUGUAAAAAAACGUUUUUUCGGUUGCAUAUCUGAGAACGACUGACUCCAUACUAGGGGUCAGUGAUUGGUCGAACCGGAUAAGAUGUUGUUGGCACAUGGUGACGGCUGCUCAUAAAGGUAGGUUAUGUCAGCGUGUGUCCCGACAAAUUUGAAUGUGCCAGCCUAAAAUCUGAGGUACAAGUCUGCGUCGGUUUGCUUCUUCUGUCGACGCAGGGUGCAAACGAUUAAUUGAAAGUUACUCCCAUCAGUAAGGCUCCAGGCCUCCCUGACCCCACUGUGUGCCUCUUAAGCUUCCCUCACCUGUGCAGGUGAUCUCAGAACUGGCCCCAUCAUAGCCAACGCUAUCCACCUCUGACCACUGUUGCCUACAUUGGUGGAUGUGCCAAUUUAGCAUGAAACAAGAGGAUUUCCCCAACCUCAACACAACAGAAUGUGAUAGUAUUCAAACUGCAAAGACCAGCACUAUGUCUGAAUAGCAAAGAGUGCAACUGUCAGCAAACAAUGGGUAGGCUAGGGUGUGCUGAGUGGACCAAAGAAGUAGAAAUGUGAAGAAUUUAGCACAUUAGCUAUGUAACGAAGUACAACAAGAAUGGCAAUGGCGAAUGGACGACAAAAGUUGACAUUUCUAAGAGGUUGUAUACCAAAUUUAAAAAAAAACACAACCUUAUCCAAGCUACACAAUUAUUUUCUUAAUUUGCUUCAUCAUCUUAAUGUAACAAUGCCAGAUCAGUAUUUCUUAGACUCUUAAAAAUAAUAUGUAUUCUGAUUGUAUUCCGAUCAUGUCUCCAGCAGUUCCUUAAGUAUCUGUCUGAUACUCUAUAUCAAAGAGGUAACUUUGAUGGAUUUAACAUAAGUUUGGCCAUUCUUAAUGACAGUCGUACCAGCUGGACAGCCAUGAUGAAAAUGGCAUAGCUCCAAGGCACUUUAUUAUAUAAAGUCCUGGAUAUUGUGUCUUGAGACAGUUUUUCUUUUACAAACUGAUAUCCCAGACAAGCGUACUUUCAAAUAUUUUGAAGUAUCUAUAUGUCGAACAUUAAUUUAAGACUUUAUCAAAAGUUACAUUUUCUGCAUCAUCAUCUACUCAUAUUUGAUUAAUCAAGCAUCAAAUGCCAUUGGGUCAACAUCCUUGAAUUCUGUUGGCCUUUUUAACUACCAUGCAUGGGUAUACCAAGCCACGGUUUUAAUGACAUAUUAUUGAACAAAACUGCUGUAUUGCAAGUGAGUGGUAUGAGUGGUAUGUUAGGGAUGCCUUGUACAUACAGAGGAAUCCGGUUUGUCAUUCAAUUGUCGUUAUGGUCUUUAGAUAGUUUACAAAAUUCAUGUUAUCAAGCCUCUGACUGAUUAAGCAGUUGUAAUCAUUAAAUAUCAAACACUCAUCUUAAUGAUGCAUUGGAAGGAGCUAAAGAUGGAGAUUUAAUUGGGAAAAUUAUAAGGCCAUUUUUGUAUUGGAUUUACUCAAGCCUGUAAGGCGUUUUAGGUAUUUCAGUGGAACAAUUGGACAAAAAAGUGCAAACUGGUAAAUCUUUAGGAAUAUUUCAACUCCGACUCAUUUUAGGAUAAGAGAUGAAGAAGUAAUACAGCAUUCAGACAGUGACAUUUUGCUUGUGCCAUAACUUGUGUGUUAUAUGCAUAAACGGAUGCAGGUGAAGUAACACGCAGUAAGUCAGCCAUUCAGACAUACGCACGCUUGAUGUGCGUAUGCCUGCCGUUAAAAAUGCACUUUUAUUUUCCAGCCUCAGACCCAAUAAUAGUGUUUUUCCUCCACAAGGAACUUUGUGUCCUUAGGCUUCCAGUAAAUGUGGUGAUUUGAAUACACCUCAGUACCCAUUAAGGUACCCCAAAAUAACCUUUUAUUUCAUAGUUUUGCAUACUAGUUUUACUGAGAAAAUAAUUUGUUUUAAACAGGGUUAGCUGUUGGUACUAACAUUGCAUUUCAUAACAUCUUGUGAUUGGUUAGCUUUAUUUUGGAUCUGGGUUCAUAGGUUAACUAUUUUCUAACUUCCUUUGUAAGCUUUAUUUUAACAAAAAACUGAUUAUACUGUGUAUAACUACAAUCUACUAAUGUACUGGAUGUGCUUUGAUUGGUUGAUACUCUAUGAUAUGGAGGAAAAAGCUUAUGUAUUUUUCUGUAUGUUUACGUUGGAAGAGCAUAUUUCUGAUGUAAGGAAAUCCUUAGCUCAAAGAAAUGUCCAUAGAUACAGAUUUUUUUACACAGAAUAUUA
Molecule: messenger RNA, 3531 nt
Organism: Gadus chalcogrammus (walleye pollock)
Lineage: Eukaryota; Metazoa; Chordata; Actinopteri; Gadiformes; Gadidae
Product: potassium channel subfamily K member 2-like
Exons: 9
Coding region: 25-1287 (420 amino acids)
Biological process (GO): potassium ion transmembrane transport; stabilization of membrane potential
Cellular component (GO): membrane
Molecular function (GO): potassium ion leak channel activity; outward rectifier potassium channel activity
Source: RefSeq, a predicted model, not a curated record